UUUCACAAGUUUUGACCUUUUCUGUCCAUCUCUAACAAGAGCCAAAGCCUUAAAUAAACUAGACUCAUUCAUUCCGUGGUUCACGAGUAUACUCACCCUUUCAUAUUCUAAUUCUCUUCUUUUCCUGCAAAAUUGUCUCUAUAGUCACCAAAAACUCCUCCAACAAACUCUUAAAUACAACACAACAAACCCCUUUCAUUCAGAAUCUCUUCCUCCACAGUUACCAGCCAACGGUUAGUUAUCAUUCUACAACGCAUUCUUUACCUUCUUCUUCUUCAUCUUCUUCAAGUUUCUGUUACAUGGUUUAAACUUUUCAUCUUUUUUUUUCUUCAGAGAGAUAAGAAGUUACCUACCAUGAGAUCCAAUCAACCUUUCUACGAUAUGGCCAUGCCUAUGCAGCCUUCAACAAUGUAUGAAUCUUUCUCACCUUUUCAUCAAUUUCCUUUCUAUCAACAAAUCUCAACCUAUAAACCUGAUUCUACUCUUACCUUCCAUAUUCACGAUUCUAGGAAACGACUCAGAAACUCCACAACCGAAUCAAACACUCUUCAACCUCAACCUCAACCACAACAGAAAUUUCAACUCCCAAAUCAAUCAAAUUUUCUUGACCAAUCCAUUCUCCAUCUUCACAAUUCACAGCAAUCCGAAAUCAACUCUUUAAUCGCACAACAUACGGAGAAUUUGCGAACGGAAAUACACAAGCUAACAAUGAAGCAAGCAAGAAUGCUACAGUGCGUGAUCCACGAUUCAAUGGUGAAGAAACUGAAGCAGAAAGACGAAGCGAUCGAGGACCUUGCAAACGUGCAGUUAAUGCUUCAAGAAAGAGUGAAAACGUUAAUAUCGGAGAAUCAGAUUUGGAGGGAGAUGGCGAUGACGAACGAAACUACUGUAAAUUCGUUACGUAUCGAAUUGGAAAAAGUGAUGCAAGAUAGCGAGAGCCACCAGCAGCGUAACGGUUGCGAUGAUGCGGAAGAAGCGGAAUCUAGUUGCAGGAGUAACUGCCACGUGGAGGUUGAGAAAAAAGUGGCGGGAAAAUGGAUGUGCAAGCAAUGUGGGGUAAAUAGGUCAGAAUUGCUUUUACUUCCUUGUAGGCAUUUGUGUCUGUGUACAGUUUGUGGGUCCGGGAUUCUCAAUUGCCCUCUUUGUGCUUCUGCUGUUAAUGCUAGUGUUCAGGUUAAUUUCUGUUAAUGACUUUAUUCAAUAUACUUUAGUAUCAACUUUUUUUGUUAGGGAAACUUUGAAUUUUGAAUUCAUGAUUUUGAUUUUGUAGUCUUUUAUUUUGAUUCAUUGAUGCAAUUUAAUUACUUAAUAACCGGUGCCAGCAAAUAUUAGCAUAAAUAAUGGUUAAAAAUGGAUUAGCAUAAAAUUGUUGAAAUUGGAUUUGGUAAAAACGGUUGUGGUGAGUUGUUUAUUAAAAAAAAAAACGGUUAUUGUUAUUUAUUGAUGAUUUAUUCAUAACUCCACCGAAAUAUUUGAUACGGUAUUUGUUAUUAUUUGUUGUUGAUUUACUUAGAUUUUGUCCUAUUCAAAAUUGAUAGGCUUACAUUGAAGCAUAAUGCUCGGAAAAAGUUGAAUUUGGUAUUUUAUUUUAUUACCAUUCAAAAAUGGAUACGGAAAAUUUGAACUUAUAUUUACCGUUUAAUAUUUCUAUAUAAUUAUAUUUGAACUUAUAUUUGGUGUGUUAGUUCAUUUAGAAUAAAAAUUUAAGCAUUAUAGUAAAGGAGAAGAGUGAUAUUUUUAUAGAAAAAAUGUAGGAGAAUAAUAGUGAUGCAGUAAAAAAGUUAGAUAGAAUGGGAAACAAAAACAAAGCAGGAAGCAAGAGAGACGUGUCUCCCACUUUAGGAAGAGAAAGAAGAGAGGAUCCUUAUUGUCCAAUGGAAUAAAGGGUGGAGGAUAUGAAUGAAAAGGGAACAAGAGAGCAGAAGAGGUGAUAGGAAAAGAAAUGGCUAUGAAGAGGCAUGAGGCAUCCAUUGAGGAAACGGGUGUGAUAGUGAUGAGUGGUUUUCCUUUUGUUUGUUUUCAUAAUGAAAAGUGUUUAAAGUUGAGUUGGGACAGACCUAAAAUCCUCGUAAAGUGAAAGCAAAACAUAGGAAAAAGAAAACUCAACAUAAGUCUGUGUUGAUUGUUGCAGAUUGGUGAGAUGUGUAAACAUCAUAACACGAGCAUCGAUGGAUAAAAAGUUUUUAAUGCCCAUACUAGUAAGCUAUCGCACCGUUUUGUUUCUUGUGCCGCUGCGCCCAUUAAAGGGAUGCUUUCUCCGCUUGCGUCUUUCUUUUUGCUAGUACUAGUCUCUGUCGUUUUUGGAUUUUUUUUCUUUUCAUAAUCCACACGGUUUGAUAAUUUUUCAUAUUCCACACGGUUUUAUUAUCAGUGCGCAAUACUUUUGAAAAAAUAGUACUGUAACAGUUUAUUGAUUUUAAUCCUAAAGUUAAUUAAUUGAAAAUUUAAAUAGGUUAACACUUACCAUAUACUCUGUUCUUAAAUAUAUCAC
Molecule: messenger RNA, 2491 nt
Organism: Vicia villosa (hairy vetch)
Lineage: Eukaryota; Viridiplantae; Streptophyta; Magnoliopsida; Fabales; Fabaceae
Product: E3 ubiquitin-protein ligase BOI-like
Exons: 2
Coding region: 355-1188 (277 amino acids)
Biological process (GO): regulation of programmed cell death
Molecular function (GO): ubiquitin-protein transferase activity
Source: RefSeq, a predicted model, not a curated record